AUGGGCCCCAAACCUCGUGAGGGCCCCGGGAUGACGUGCAGCGCGUGUUACUACCUGGUUAUCAGCUCCACACACCUGAGCAAUGGACACUUUCGGCGCGUCAAGGGGGUCUUCAGAGGACCGCUGUGCCCAACUGCAACCAGAUCUCUGGAAUACACUUUAAAACAGAAGACUUUGGGCUGCUCAGUGGAGGAUCUGAAGGCUCUUUUCUACUGUGAGCUGUGUGACAAGCAGUACCUCAGACACCAGGAGUUUGACAAUCACAUCAACUCCUACGACCACGCACACAAACAGAGGCUGAAGGACCUCAAGCACAGAGAGUUUGCUCGGAACGUGGCCUCAAAAUCAUGGAAGGACCAGCGCAAACAGGAGAAGGCUCUCAGACGCCUGCACCAGCUUGCACAGCUGCAACAGGAAACCCAACGAGUCCCAGGAAGGAGUCAUGGGCUAAGAAGUACAGUCAGGGCUGUGAGCCAGCAGCAAGAGAGAGACAUGAACCAAAGAGACCACAGCCCUGACUACAAACCUGAGCCCUCCAACCACGCCCAGCAACCCCGUCCUCCACAAACCAGGACAGCUACUCUCAGCCACCAGCCAAAAGAUCCAUGCCAAUCUCCGUGCCAAAUACCGUUGGCCACUGCUCUAGCAGAGUCCCCACUAAUCACACAUCCGGCAUCCAAUACAGACCCUCCUGCAGUGAACUCCCAGUCUUGUCUGGGCAUGUAUCCCCAGCUGCCUCUCCCUGGACGGGGGAGAGUGGGAGGCAGGCUCGGGGUGUCCUUCUGCUUCUCACGCAGGGGGCCAAGGCUGGAGCCUUCUGCCUCCGUCUUCUCGGACCUCGAGGAGGAGGAGAGAGAGAAGAGGAAGCAAAUGAAAGAAAGGAUAAGGGGAAUAAUGGAAGAUAUUGACAGGGAGAUUGGGGCAUCAGAGGAGAGGAAACACGAUCCGAGUGAAAAGCGUAAGUCUAGCUCUGACAGUGUUGGACCGAGCGACAUGGGGCAAAUCCCCGGAGAGACAGUGAGAGAAGAGGAGGAGAUUGAAAAAACAGACAUCCUGAAAGAACACUCUCUUAUUUCCACAGCAGCACCUGAUAAUAAGAGCCAUGAUUCACUAUUCUUACCAUCGCAGACCCAGGUGACCAUAUGGGGUGCAGCACUAGCAGGGGAACACAUAGACACCGAAAACACAGAUAGUGAGACAGAGAGAAAGCCAGAAACAGAGGCGGGGAGGGAGGAGAGUCAGCAUGUGUGUGUGCUAGGGAAAGAUGGCUCUACCCGUCUGAGAUGGCCUGUCAGUUUGCUUAAGUUCACCAAGUCUCAACCACACAUUUCCUACAGCUGCAACCCACUCUGCUUGAACCCGCAACGACCAGAAAAACUCACAGAGGAUCUGCAGGAGUCACAACAGGAUCAGUUGUGUGCUCUUUCUGAUGAAUCAAACCCAUGUGUGCCAGUUAUUCUUACACCAGACGCUCAUUCCUGUUUACAAAGACAUACAAGACAUGAGUUGAGAGCACCCAGAUGGAAAAUAGCUGAGGAGAAUAUCAAGACGGAGCAACAUAUCAAUGUGGAAACAAAAGCACACCUGUUCCUAAAAAAACCCCUUUCAUCAUCGGAAACAGGAUCAGAAAGAGGAAGAAACAACCUAAGUAUGGAGAAUUGUGUGAGGGCAGCCUCCCAUCCAUUUGACCCUGCCCAUAGUGACAGCUCUGACACAAACUCCCAGGAUCCUCUGGGAGGCAGAUUAGGGGGUGUGAGAGGGAUCAGCGAGAGAGCCAUCACAGCCCUGAGCUGUAAAUUAGAGUCUGUCACCCAGUCUGGCACACAGGGGAUGUGCAUCAGCCCGUCCAGGUGUGAGUGUGGGAGAGAGACAAUGUGCGAGUGCGCCAGCACUCCACAGCCGUAUGUGGGUGUCUCGGAAGUGUCACGCAAAAAGAGGAAAGCUAGCACAAAGAAACACAAGCUGGGAAAGAGGAAGAGGGGCGAGAAGGAAAAAACUUCAAACAAGCGCCUAUCAGCAAGGUGCAAAGUGAGGAGUGUUGUCUCCACAGUAUCCACUGGCAGAGAGAGGAGAGGAGAAGCUGGAGGGAGCUGGAGGAAGAAUGGGAGGCAAAGGGUGAGUGGGGAUAGAGGCAUGAGGAGGAUGGUGCGAAGAGCAGGGAGCAGCUGUCUCCUGGGGAGAUGUGAGGCUGAACCAGUAUCUAUCUCUGUCAGGAAGAGGAGGCCUCACAGGAGCCACAGCACUGAAUCCCAGUCACAGCCAGACAGAGAGCAGGCAGAUCACUGCAGUGCCUACUCCCAGCUCACCAGACACACAGCAGACAGAGACACCGAGGGGGAGGGAAAGCGAGACGAAGACGGGGUGACUUUUCCCUGGCGGUCUCACUUCUCCUUACACUCCUUCUCACCAGGAUGCAACUCAAAGCUGUUUUGGGAAAGGGGUCACCAUAGCAACCCCAGGAGUUUCAUUGACUGCUGUUACCCUGACAACAGCUGUGGUAGCAGCCCGGCGAGAAAGAGAAAACUCCCCCACAGGGACAGGAAAUUCAUUCAUAGUAAGAGUUUGAGGCACGGUGAAGCCUGGGAGGAGAGGGGCAGGAAGGUGGGAGGGAAUUCAGGUAGAAGAGACAGAGGCCUGAUUUCAGAUACAGAGCAGUGGGAGUGGAUGAGAGGAAACUGUCCUGGAGGCAGUGAGGAGGGCAGGUCAAGGGCUGGGUGGAGGUCAAGAAACAGAGUAGUGGAGAGGGACCGGGUGGCGAGGUUUAGCCCCAGUCCUAGCAGCUGGGGCAGGAGUAGCAGACAUCUUAGCACUGAAGAUGUAGACUGGGACAGGUGCAGCGUUGACAGAUGGACAUGGGGCAGCAGCGACAGCUGGGAAGACAGGGGGACACACAGAUCCACGUCAGGCUCCAGGACAGGGGCUGACAGCAGAGACAGCCCGGGCUGUGUGUGGAGAUGCACAGGCACCAGACGCUCAAGCUCAAGACACUUCUCCAGCCCUGAGUGGUGGACAAGCGGGCAGACAUACAGCCCCCAAAGUGUGAUCAAUACACGGGCCAGCAGAUGCCAUAGCCCACGAUCCUGCAGCCCCUGCAGCAGCACCAGCAUGUCAGAGCUGAGCUGGGAGUGGAGCAGGAGCAGUACCUGCUCUGGAGUCACAGUGGAUGGGCUGACAGCUAGUUCUUGCGGGAUGUCCUCAGGAGCUCCAGGACUCUCAUCCGAGGCUCCUCAGGGGGCAAAGAAACAGAGCACCUCCACAUCUGCUUCAUCUGGCCUUACCUGUAGUUCCCUCUCUCAUUCCUCACCCCCCAGAGCCUCUUUUGCUCCCACAGUUCCAAGCCUCAACACGCACCAUGGUGAAACAAGUCCUUCACAGCUAAAAGAGCCCAAUUCGCAGUCUGACCAUCGACAUGGAUCCUCAACCCCUGUCACCACAAGCAGCUCAGGCAGAACUCUUCAGGGACUAUCCCCCAGUAAGUCUCUGCCACAGAAACCAACAAGGAUGUUGCUUCUCCCUCUCAUUGGGAAACUACCUGCAAUCCAGAGAAAGGCUAAGAGGAAAAAGUGGCUGCUGGAGAAGAGUCAGGACAAGGGGGGAGAGGAGGAAGACGAAGCUAAGGGCAGUGGAGUGGAUCCUGGAGCAGUCGUCGACAGUCAGAAACAUCCUCUGGACGUGGCUGAGUCAAACGCAAGCAGCAUGCCAAAUCUCUGCCUGUCACAGAUUAGGACUGAUGACAAACAGACAGGUGGAGAGACAGCACCGCCAAUCAGCUUUACUGCUGAGGAGAUGGACAAAUAUCGUCUCCUGCAGGAGCAGGCAAGAGAGCACAUGCAGAAAGUCCUGGAACGGUCGCAGGAGAGUGCAGAUACACACACAGAGACAAACUACACACACACCACACAGGCAGAGAACUGUGGAACUUCAGAGGAACAAUACACACCUGUACCUGCACCCUUGCACAACCCUUCACAGCCUCAAACCCAGUCAAUUCACACAGAUGCGAUGCAAGCACAAGCACAGCACGCCCUCCGGGUCAGUCUCCCUCUUCCACAUGUGACCCCACAAGAGAACUUUACUCAGCCCAUGGCUCUGGCAGUCCCCAACCUCCCCCCUCUUCCACCAUCCCCCCCUCUCUCCAGCCUUCAUCAUAUCAUUUUACAACACACAGCCCUCUCCAUGCCCCCCUCCUCCUCCUCCUCUUCCACCUCGCCCCCCUCUCCUGCCAUCCACCCACACCCAGCUCAGCUCCCUCACCCCCUACAACCUCUCCACCCCUCCCUCCCUCAUCACCUUCACCUCUCCCCCUUCUCCAUCUCCUCUCUGUUCCCCUCCAUCCUGCUGUCCCAUCAUCCCAUGCCUCUCCUGCCUCAGUCCGCUGCUUUCCAUGCAACCCCACUCGCCCCGCUCUCCUCAGUAGCACUGCAACCCUUGAACCCGCAGCCUUUCAUGGAGAGAGUGUGGCCAGUGAGGUUUCAACAGAAGGCAUUAUGA
Seriola dumerili (greater amberjack) is the source of this 4491-nucleotide messenger RNA. Its product is annotated as G patch domain-containing protein 8-like. The record is from RefSeq and is a predicted model, not a curated record. Gene Ontology annotation, cellular component: nucleus. Bases 1 to 4491 code for a protein of 1496 amino acids. The transcript is spliced from 6 exons. Lineage: Eukaryota; Metazoa; Chordata; Actinopteri; Carangiformes; Carangidae.